Onthophagus taurus is the source of this 1651-nucleotide messenger RNA. The record is from RefSeq and is a predicted model, not a curated record. Lineage: Eukaryota; Metazoa; Arthropoda; Insecta; Coleoptera; Scarabaeidae.
AUGUAUUUUUUACGGAUUCUAUUUCUUUGUUGGGUAUCAUUUAGUGUUUGCGAGGAGAUUUCUGAAAAUCAAAUCCAAAAAAGUCAAUGGAGGGAGAUUUUUGGUAGAAAAAAUUCUUUAGCACCAUCAAGAUUUAAUCAAAGAACCGGAGGAUUUAAUAAUCGACAAAAUCGAUUUUUAUCGUUAUUUACUUUGGUCCAAUUCGAAAACGAACAAUGUAUGGGAGCUACAGGGGAUGUUGGAACUUGUAUGACUUCAGCUGAUUGCCAACAAAGAGGUGGAACAUCCAACGGGGUUUGUGCAAAUGGUUAUGGGACUUGUUGUAUAUUUUUAGCAUCUUGUGGAACAACCGUUCGUGAGAACGGAACAUUCUUCGUCCAAACCAAUUAUCCCUCAGCUUACGAUGAGACGGGAUCUUGUCAAAUAACUUUAUUGAAGUCUCGACCGGAUGUUUGCCAAUACAGACUCGAUUUUGAUCAAUUUCUUGUUGUGGGACCAGAAAAUCAACACAACACAUGUAAUAAUGAUCAAUUUAUUGUUUCCGGGGGAAAUCCGGUUCCUUCAAUUUGCGGAAACAACAUGGGAAAUCACAUGUAUGUUGAUGCUGGGGCGGGAACAACAACCCCAAUCAUUCUUUCAAUGAUAACUAGCGGCCCAUCGUUCCAGCGUAAUUGGAAAAUUAAAAUACACCAAAUUUUAUGUGGAACAUCGAAUAGGGCGGAUGAGGGUUGCUUGCAGUAUUUUAGUGGGGUUGCGGGUCAAAUAAGGUCGUUCAACUACGAUCCAGCGAGCGGCCUCCAACUCUCUAACCAAGAUUACAGCAUCUGCGUACGAGCGGAAAGAAAUUUUUGCAGUAUCCAAUACACUCAAUGUCCAGAUACGGUCAAUAAUCGUUCGCAAUCUUUUACAUUAUCCGGAAACACUCAAUCGAACGGAAUUCAAGCGAUGGUUGGAAGUACUGGGACAGGAAAUUUUUGCCAAAACGAUUAUUUAAUUAUUCCGAUGGCCUCGAACGUUGGAAGACCUGUAACUGGUCCAUCUGCAAACGUUGAUAGGAUUUGUGGUGGCACUCUAAGUGCUGAUGUUACUUUAAANCCUUACACCAAAUUUUUUCAAAAUCGGAGGGUCACACUGUAUGUUGAUGCUGGGGCGGGAACAACAACCCCAAUCAUUCUUUCAAUGAUAACUAGCGGCCCAUCGUUCCAGCGUAAUUGGAAAAUUAAAAUACACCAAAUUUUAUGUGGAACAUCGAAUAGGGCGGAUGAGGGUUGCUUGCAGUAUUUUAGUGGGGUUGCGGGUCAAAUAAGGUCGUUCAACUACGAUCCAGCGAGCGGCCUCCAACUCUCUAACCAAGAUUACAGCAUCUGCGUACGAGCGGAAAGAAAUUUUUGCAGUAUCCAAUACACUCAAUGUCCAGAUACGGUCAAUAAUCGUUCGCAAUCUUUUACAUUAUCCGGAAACACUCAAUCGAACGGAAUUCAAGCGAUGGUUGGAAGUACUGGGACAGGAAAUUUUUGCCAAAACGAUUAUUUAAUUAUUCCGAUGGCCUCGAACGUUGGAAGACCUGUAACUGGUCCAUCUGCAAACGUUGAUAGGAUUUGUGGUGGCACUCUAAGUGCUGAUGUUACUUUAAAUCCAACAACAAUAAGAA